Molecule: messenger RNA, 1925 nt
Organism: Aedes albopictus (Asian tiger mosquito)
Lineage: Eukaryota; Metazoa; Arthropoda; Insecta; Diptera; Culicidae
Exons: 6
Coding region: 351-1925 (524 amino acids)
Biological process (GO): chromatin remodeling
Cellular component (GO): nucleus
Molecular function (GO): zinc ion binding; nucleic acid binding
Source: RefSeq, a predicted model, not a curated record
CGAAGACUGGCGCUCGAGUCUAGCUAUUUAGCACUGUAGUUGUAGGAAAUGCCAAUGCAGAACCCGUAGCUUCCGGGAAGGUAAGCCCAGCUCCCUGGGUUAGUGGGUUGGUGUCAGGCCCUGCGAGCCAGCCGUAAAAAAGACUAGCACCGGAAAAUCAACAAGAGAAGAAUGCGAACCGAUACCAAUGGCGACGACCACAGCGACGAAAAGGGACUUGCGAUUGGAAGCUCGGUACGUGGAACUGCAGAUCUCUCAACUUCAUCGGCAGCACCCGCAUACUCGCCGAUAUACUGAAGGACCGCGUGUUCGGAAUCGUAGCGCUGCAGGAGGUGUGAUGGACAGGAUCUAUGGUGCGAACGUUUAGAGGUAAUCAUACCAUCUACCAGAGUUGCGGCAACACACGUGAGCUGGGAACAGCUUUUCUUGUGAUGGGCGACAUGCAGAGGCGCGUGAUCGGUUGGUGGCCGAUCGACGAAAGAAUGUGCAGGUUAAGGAUCAAGGGCCGAUUCUUCAACGUUAGCAUAAUAAACGUGCACAGCCCUCACUCCGGAAGCACUGAUGAUGACAAAGACGCAUUUUACGCGCAGCUCGAACGCGAGUACGACCGCUGCCCAAACCACGACGUCAAGAUCAUCAUAGGGGAUCUAAACGCUCAGGUAGGCCAGGAGGAGGAAUUCAGACCGACGAUUGGAAAGUUCAGCGCCCACCAGCUGACGAACGAAAAUGGCCUACGCCUCUUCGAUUUCGCCGCCUCCAAGAACAUGGCCAUCCGUAGCACCUUCUUCCAGCACAGCCUCCCGUAUCGUUACACCUGGAGAUUACCACAACAAACGGAAUCGCAAAUCGACCACGUUCUGAUUGAUGGACGGCACUUCUCCGACAUUAUCGACGUCAGGACCUAUCGUGGCGCUAAUAUCGACUCCGAUCACUACCUGGUGAUGGUUAAACUGUGCCCAAAACUCUCCGUUAUUAACAAUGUACAGUACCGGCGGCCGCCCCGGUACGAUCUAGAGCGACUGAAGCAACCGGAUGUCGCCACCGCAUACGCGCAGAAUCUCGAGGCAGCGUUGCCGGACGAGGGUGUGCUCGAUGUGGCCCCUCUAGAGGACUCCUGGAGUACAGUCAAAGCAGCCAUCAACAACGCAGCCGAGAGCACUAUCGGGUACGUAGAACGGAGUCGACGAAACGAUUGGGUUCAACGUAUUUUCAUUGACGCUGAAAUCGGUAAAUCCAAAGCAAUUGAUCAGCAACCUGUGGCAUACAACAUGACGAAAGUUUGGUGGAAGAAUGCAAAGCAACAGCAUCUACAACAACGCAAGAUGCUGAGGUGUUAUGAGUGUGGCAAACUUGGCCACAUUCGCCGUUUUUGCGUUGUAUAUAAGCAUAAAAUGCAGAAACCAGCCAAUGUCACGUCCAACAUUCAGAAGCCUCCCCAGCGCCAGAAGCGCGACGUAGCCCUCAUUACCAACGAGAGUGGUGAUUGCAUUGUGCGUGUCCCAAUCGGCCGUGUCAACACUGACACGCAGGAACGGGACAACAACCAACUAAUCCGCAGUUAUCCCUUCUGGGAGCUACCGGUCGCCAUGCCAGUGAGUACACCAGUAAACUUCAUAAUCGACAGUGGCGCCACCAAUCACAUGUGUCGAGAAAUACUACAUUUCAAGACGAUGUGGGAUAUUGAACCGCUGACCAUCACCACGGCAAAGUCCGGCGAAAGGGAAAUCCUCCAGCAGAACUAUGCCACCUUGACUCCGAUGUCGAUAGCCAUACCGUACUCGAUCUGCGUCAAGCUUGCGGCUAUGCCGAACUCUCGGCGCAUACGAAAUGAGAAACCAGCAAACAUGCUGCUGGUGGCUAGGCUAGGUAUGCGGAGUGCGAGAUUAAUGGGCUCAAACGCGAGUGUGUUGUGGAUUGACAUCUAA